Messenger RNA from Bipolaris oryzae ATCC 44560, 1857 nucleotides. RefSeq lists its product as uncharacterized. The transcript has a single exon. NCBI's taxonomy places the organism in Eukaryota, Fungi, Ascomycota, Dothideomycetes, Pleosporales, Pleosporaceae. The coding region runs from base 1 to 1857 and encodes 618 amino acids. The record is from RefSeq and is a predicted model, not a curated record.
AUGGACUUUCCCCGCGGCCACGCAGCAUUACCGCUUACGGAGUCGGAUUUUCUGGAUUUCAUCUACAACUAUUUCAAAGCCGAAUACUACCCCAUCCGAUCUUUCUGGUCUACAGCAACCGCCCUCCCGCACCAACCCGACCGAUGGAUAUCUAUGGGACAUGAACUCGCCCCACUUAUGGUCCGACCUGCCAACGCACAGGCACAGAAAGAUCUCGAGUCACUGGACUACUUCACGCGAAAAUGGAAUCUAGAUGCUGGGUUCGUGAGAGGUUUAGUUAUCAGGUUCGCCAAGUACGAAUUGCAUGAAAGACUGGAGAAGAAACUCUACGAAUGUGCGAGGUUGGAUUUGAUGGUCUGCAAGGCCUUGAAGGAGAAGCAUCUGAUCGAUGCACUUUGGCCUAGCCCUGCGCCACGAACUAUCGCAAAAGAGUUAUUGCAACAGGGUGUCCAGGUUCGACAAUGGUAUGGCGACAUGUUCAACAAGUAUUUCCGAGUUCUGCACUCGUUGGACGAUUUCAAAGUGCGCGAAGAAAUCGAUCGCCACAUCAAGAGCAGUGGAACCCUGAUGCUUCUGCCAUUUGUAGAUCAUUUGGUAUUCGGAAAUGUGGAUCCAAUUAUCCCCAUCGUCGCAAAAGGAGCAGGCUACUCGAAUGCGAAGAACUGGCAGAGGCAGGACCAAAGUGCUGCGGGUUUCGGAGAGCCCGGAAAGUUCGAAAUCAGAUUCGACUCGCCCUCUGAGGUUACCGAUACAUAUACCAAGACUGUGAGGCGGCAGUGUCAGUGCAUGAAGUGUGGAACAAAGAGAGAUGUGCAGGUUGUAGUCUCUAUUGAUCCCAGCCCAGGCCCUGUAGCAAGUGGAGAUGCUUCUUCCAGGAACAAGAGACGAGAUACCGCGCCAUCCCAUUCGAGAUCCAGACAUAGAUAUAGUCCAGGAUACCAGAUGCCUACCGAAUCUGAGCCAGCAGCGCCGCCUCAACCACCUCGACCACAGCAAGCAGGCCAGAACCCGGAGCCGACACGCCCAUCAACACCAGAGUUUAAGAAGCAAUGCCCACGCUGCACAUUCCUCAACGAUCCCAGCCUCCACGCCUGUGAGAUGUGCGAAGCAUCCUUACCAGAGACUACCAUCACCCAACCUCCCAGCCCUGCCGCCAUCCGAAGAGUUCCUUCACACUCGCAUUCCGUCUCCGCACCGCCUCCAACAGCACCAAACCCACGACAAGAGGAACUCAAAAAGGAACAAAGACCCAACGCACCAAACCGUCACAGUCUAAGCUCUAGCCUCUUCUCCAUCUUCCCCUUCUCCCAGCAGCAUCAACAGGAGCACCAUGCCAAACUCCCCGCAACCCAAAGCAUCGACACACAACCCGCCGUCCAAUCCAGCUCACGACAAGAACCCCGCCCAUCAUCCAAGCACGGCAAAGACCCCCAACCCGAGAUGUCCAGCAUCCCGAAACCUGAACUCCCGCAACGCCAUCAACCCCGCGCUUCAACACCGCCACCCAACCGCGACAGCCCUACAGAACCCCACCUAUCCCAACCCCCGGAAAUGGCAAUGAUGCCCCUAACACCCUCCCCACCCACAUCUUCUUCCAAACGUCCCGUGCCAGCCGGUCUGCCGAGUAAUCUCAUGGACGACUUUGUCCCUGUGUCCCCUGGUUUCGGGAAAGACGACGAUGAAGAUGAAGAUGCGGGGUGGGGUUCUAUGAGUCGGGAGGAGGCGAGGCAGGGACACGAAAGUAAUAGUGAUGAGGAAGAAGGAGGGGUAGGAAAGGAAAGUGGGAAGGGAGUUUUUAUUGAUUUGGAUGCUGUGGCUAGGGAGGAAGCGGAUGUGUGGGGGGAUAGGGAUGAUUGA